AUGGCUGCUAUCAGUUUGUUUGUUUUCCGCUCGCAGAAUCUCCGAAUCGCAUGCAGAUGUAGCCGUCCUCGUCGUCGUUUUCCUGGCUUCGAUUCCUGACUUCGGCGCCGCAACGGAUUCUGUUUCGUGUGCUUGCGAAGAUGUGAGCAUCGACGGCCUCGCCACCAAGACCCAGGGGAAGCUCCAGACUGAUUGCGAGAUCUGCACAGGUGCCCUCCGCAUCACCAAUCUUUGUGAGAACUGUUAAUAUGAUAUCUGAAACUGAAAAAGGGAAGUUCAGAUGGCCAUCAAGAGCUGAAUCACUUGACGAUCUUGAAAGAAAUCAAAGGAACAUUGGAGAUUUCGAACACAUUCGACCUCGGCGAUUCGUUGAGCCUGCACAAGUUGAAGUCCAUCACGAACAUUGGAAGCUAGUUUUUUUUUUCAUCACCUCAUCUGAUAAGCAAUAUUCCAGCUACACCGGCUGUGACUAUUGUGAACAACACCAAUCUGAAACUGACUUUCGGAUCUUCGCUGCGCUACAUUUCUUCGAGCAAUUCCACCGUCACUUUCCGCAUCCGCGACAACGACUUGGCCACUCUUCCCACGGUCUCAGUCUUCGCAGUGUUCCGACAACAAGAGUUUUUCCAGGACCUUUACACGAUUUUGUAUCAGUCGUCGUUCCCGAGGGCUGUUUUCGAGAUGGACUUGCUCCUCGACACCUCGCUGUGCCAGGCCCACUGUUGGUUCCUUUUUGCAGAGAUCCACUCUUGAGCCGAGCCGUUUCAGUCUACAAGACGCUCUCUGUGGUUCUGGGGACAUUCACGGUGGCGGCGUUGCUCGCGCUCGCCGUCCUCGGCUGCCACGGCCGCACGGAACUCGACCAAUCUUAG
Molecule: messenger RNA, 872 nt
Organism: Caenorhabditis auriculariae
Lineage: Eukaryota; Metazoa; Nematoda; Chromadorea; Rhabditida; Rhabditidae
Source: the annotation of a GenBank genome assembly